This is a messenger RNA of Staurois parvus, 526 nucleotides long. The record is from the annotation of a GenBank genome assembly. NCBI's taxonomy places the organism in Eukaryota, Metazoa, Chordata, Amphibia, Anura, Ranidae.
CUGUAUAUACACUAUAUUGCCAAAAGUAUUGGGACACCCCUCCAAAUCAUUGGAUUCUGGUGUUCCAAUCACUUCCAUGGCCACAGGUGUAUAACAUGCAGACUGCUUCUACAAACAUUUGUGAAUAAAUGGGUCGCUCUCAGGAGCUCAGUGACUUCAAAACAUGGUACCGUGAUAGGUUGCCACCUAUGCAAUAAGUCCAUCCAUGACAUUUCCUGGCCUCUAAAUAUUCCACGGUCAAUUGUUAGUGGUAUUGUAACAAAGUGGAAGCAACUGGAAACAACAACUCAGCUACAAAGUGGUAGGCCAUGUAAAAUGACAGAGCGGGGUCAGCGCAUGCUGAAACGCACAGAAGUCGCCAACAGUCUGCAGAGUCAAUAGCAAAAGCCCUCCAAACUUUGGCCUUCAGAUUAGCACAACAGUGCGUAGAGAGCUUCAUAGAAUGGGUUUCCAUGGCAGAGCAGCUGCAUUUAACCCUUACAUCACCAAGUGCAAUGCAAAGCGGCGGAUGCAGUGGUGUAAAGCA